CGAAUGUAUUAGGCAACCGUGUACGAGACGGUCGAGACGUGAUGGGCGUUGCGAUGUACAAAUUUAAUAUUUGUACACAGUCGACUAGGACACUUGAUGUAAUAUGAGUCAGAAGAAUAUUUAGAUACACGUAAAACGUUUGAAGCCUGAUAAGCCUUCUAUUUUCGUGAGUAUAAACAGUUUUCAAUUCCGAUGUCACAAGUAAUUGGUAGAGGUACCUAUAGAUAAAAGUGUUGUGGUUUUUGUUGGUUUAUCAAAACAUUAACACAUUAGUAAACGAUAAACCGCAUUGGUCGCAUUAUAAAUUAGAAGCGUACGAACGCGGAGAAUCGAUGUGAUUUCAAUUUUUCGGUUUUUUUUUUUUUUUUUUUUUUUAUGUGAAUUUCCGUUUUUUAAUAAAAAAUUUUCGGUUGUUUGAUUUACACUGACAUGCGUUUCCAGUCGGUAAUAAUAAUAAGUAUUUAGGUAAGUAAAUAAUAUUCAAUAUUCUAAUAUGCGUUCUAUACAAAGAUUUCGAAAACUUUCAGCUGGUUUUUGAUUCUAAUUAUUAGUAAUGUAACUAUAGGCGUGCGCAGACUUCUGAGUCAGAUAUGGCUAAAUUCAAUCUGACCAUCCUACUCCUUCCUGUCACGGUCACACAAUAAAACAAUUAUAGACAUUUUCACUACAAACUUCGAAGUGAACCUUUUGUUGGGGACUGAAAAAUGUAAACAAUCAUUAUUCAUUAUUUCACACAUACAAUUCAUACCACAGCGCUAUUCAGAGAAUUGUUAUCUAGAGAGUUUAUUACAUUAUAAAACCAAAAUAUUCUUUACUCUAGAUAACUUAUAGUAUAACUUUUAUACCCGGGACAUCUAUUCUUCGGAUAAAACAUGGAAUUUUAAGACCGAGCCUAAAUCGAACAUUUAAUCCAGAUAUAAUUUGAUCAAGUGCGAAAUAAAAGCAAGAAUGUUUCAUUUCAUCUUUUUUAGUUUUCUCAAAUUAUUGAUGAUCGUGGUUGUCGUCAAUCUUUUUUGAUAUUUUUCGUUUUUUUUACAUUAGGAAUGUCAAUAUUAUUUUCAUCACACAUUUUUAUAUAAUUUUUGUAUAUUUUUUCAUAUUCUUCAUCAUCAGACCGAUAUUGACUAAUUGUUAAACUAAUUAUUGUUCCCUUUGUAAAUUUGUAUUGACUCAAUAGAACUGAAAAAAAAAAUGUUCCAGCAUGUUCAGGACGAAUAUAAAAUUAAAAGAUUGUAUUUGAAAAAUUAAUCCACGAGCUUUAGCGCUUAAAUCCGAGAGUCUGGUUGAAUCACAAAUUUCUUGAAGCGCCAUAACCAAAGCUGAAUAAUUAGAUUUAAUAGCGGAUAUAGUUUCGGAUCGGUAAGCCCAUCUUGUUUUAGAUUUUAGCGUUAAAAGUUUUACAUUUAUCUGUUUAGCAAUUUUUUUCAAGUAUAGCAUUGCUAACGCAACUACUUUCAGUGGUAACUGGUAUAAAUACACAUAAAGACAAAACAUAAUAUUUAUUUUGAUCAUAGAUAUUAAACGUGUUUAAUAUCCACGAGUACUUAUCACAUCUCGAUGGACAACCGCCAACAUAUGUAAAUAUCUAUUGUUUUUGAUUUAUUUUGCUAUCAAUUUUCUACGGCUAUAACGACUUAUUACCUUCUGAUUUCUAUAUAGUCUCUUGGGUAAACACAAACGUUUAAAAACUAAAAGGGCUAUACCUACUUUUAGUCAUAACUUCAUAAAGUAUCAAGUAGGUAUCCACCCACGUAAAAAAAAAAAAAGGCUCAGAUAGGGCUAAAGCCCAGUCAGCCCUUCCCGAGCGUACACUCAUGAAUGUAACUGACCUGUAAUUAUUGAUAAAUUAUGAUUUAUGAUGUUAGGUACCUGUACGGAAGUACAGUUUAUUGAAUAAUGGGAGAGAAACAUGAUGAUUUGUCCAAUGAAAUGGGAACAUUAUCCGUUAUGGAAAAUAUCUGUUUGGAAAAUCACGGAUUUGAUGCCGAAUUGCGCACAAAGUUGUACAAAAUGAAAAACGAAUAUGAAACCGUUUUUUCGUGGGACAUCGAAAUACUCACCGAAAAAAGUAAAAACAAAAAUCUAAUAUCGAACUUUAUCGUUAGGAUCCGAGAAAGAUGCGAAUCGACAAUAGACAAUGACGAUGGUGUGUUCAAUUUAAACAGGUAAAUAAUAUUGAAUUGAAAUUUGGAGGUUUAUAAGUUAAAAAUAUUUAUUUAUGUGCAUAUAUGAGUAUCGUCAAAAAUAAAAAAAAAUAUGGCGUAGACACUCUAAAGCUAUCAGAAUUUCGAAAAUCUCGAAAAAAAAAAAAUGUUUUAGCAUUCACCCUCCACCCCGUGGGCCGUAUAAUUAUAUGUGUGCAUUGUUAUUUGUUUUUAGUAUUUUUACAACACUAACAUUUUUCGAAUAGCUCGGUUCAGGUGUCGCUAUAGAAACAGGCAAGGUAACUGAUAUUUUAAACAAAAAAUAGAUGUUUGGAUAAAUAUAUUUACUACAGUGUUAUAAGGCUUCUAAGCCAUUUUUAAUUAUAUUUUGACAGCUUGCGGGUAAUUUGAGUUUCCACAUAUUGAGUUCAGCCAAAACGUUGUGUUUAUUAAUAAUGGGAGAAUAAACAUCAACUAGCAGCUGAACCAUCUUGUUUAAAUUUUGAAUAUUCCAACCAUGGAAAUAAAUUCAACAAUGAUGACUGGUAUUUUUAUUUUCUAUUACUAGAAAAGUAAAAUUGUUAGGUGGGACCCAAUUAAUGUGUUUUAAAACCUAUCAAAAAGCAAGAAGUUUGGAAAUAUAAAUUAUUUCAUGUUAAAUGUAAAUACUAAAUAGUAUAAUAAUAAUACACAUAACUCUUAUGUUCUGAUUGCAAAACACAAUAUAAAACAUACGGCAAUUCCGUAGCCAGAAAGUAGUUUUUGUGGGUGAGAGGGGGGAGCAUCUUCUUGUUAGCUACAGCACUUUUAGAAAAUAUAAUAUCAUUACUUAUAUUAUUAUAGAUAGUUAGAUAUAGGUCUUCAAUUUCAUCAUUAUUUUUUCCUCUUCUGUUAAUGUUUGAUUUUUUUUGUAGACGUUUUAGUAAAUAAUGAAACACCAUUGACAUAAAUCUCAGAAUCAUUUUGAAUAUUUUCAUCAAUAGUACCUAUUAAUAUUGUGAUCAGGAGCAUUUUCUAUCUAAGAAAAAUUAAAACAUAUACACAUUACACACUAAAGACAAAACAUUUAAACUAUCAAUAAUCUAUAUGUAAAAUUAAUGUAAGUCGUAGACUGUAGGGCAUGAUUCAGCACAAGUGCUGCUCUAGGCCUUCACUAAUAUGCUGCCUAACUGUCUUCCCUCCAAAUUUCAUUAGACUAAAAUAAUUUAAUUAAUCUUAGUUCUUAUUAGUUAUGGUUGAGGACAACUUACCACUGAUUUUCGGUCAGGUAAUUUUUCUACCGGUACAUAAUUUAUUGUUCAAAAAUCAAUAAAACAAUAAUUAACAAACGCAUUUUAAUAACGAGAUAAUUACUAUUUUAUAAUAGAUCAAUUAUUAUUGACUUUUUUACUCACGUGUUUGGUGUCUACAUGAAUAUUUGACUUUUUUUCCUGUGAUUAAGUACACAAUUGUACUUUUCAUUUUCAGUUUUAUUACCCACCAAUUUUAAAAUAAAUAAACGUUUAAAUGUAAAUAUGGAAUUUGAACUACAAUCAGCUUGUGCGUUUUUGUCGAAACUCUCUACGAAUGUUGUUUUUUCAAACAAAUAAGAAUACCGAUAGUGAUAGCCUGAUUACGUGCAAUUUACUACGAUAAUAAUACGAUUCCAUAAUAAAUAUUGUUUUUUUUAGUAUUUUAGUCUAAAAAUAUAUUGUUUUUGUAUCACAAAUCUAUGACUGUACAGCCAGCUGCUUGUCACGGAGUUUCGGCGGCGGUGUCAAUAAUAGUGAGAUAUUAUUGAAAGAUUCUCUGUUGUGAAAAACUGGAGGUUAGACUUUGUAUUAUGAAUUGAUAACAUGUAUUAUAAUAGUAUAUUUAACUAAAUGUCUUAUUUUCUGCAUUAAAAUUCUAUAUUAUAUAAAUAUAAAAGAACUCAAUUCCUGUGUGUAUUAAUAAAAUUGUUGUAGCUGUAACGUUACUUUUUAACGAGCUUUAUAUUUUGAAGAGCGGGUGAAAAUUUCGAUUCCUCAUUGUUAUAAAUCAUCAUAAUUACUUCAGAUUUUAAACUCACCGUUGUGUGGCCCAACGACCAACAGUCUUACGGCUCCAGGUGUCUAUGCAUUUUGGUUGUGGCACAUUAAACAAUAAAGUCCAAUAAACAAUAUCCCAUACCCGAAGAUAAAAAUAUUGUAUACUAUUGAAUAAUCUAUUAUUAUUUAUUACAUUAUUGCUAAUUAACGUAGACGUUUAAUUUACUGAGGUAGGUCAGAUAAGUGUUUUAACUAUUUUUACUGCCGUGACAUCCUAAAAUUUAGGUGGUUAAAAUAUAUAUUUUAUAAACGGCGACUAAUUAUUUUAUAUUUUUGGCGACCAUAAAUAAUUAUUUGGCAACCCCCAGGUUGAGAAAACUUGUACUAUAUAAUUAAAAAGUGUUUUAUAUUUUAGAUUUUUUUAUCACUUGGUUAUAACUUAUGAACUUUAUAUGAGUGAUAACUACGAAGAAUCGUUAUUGGAAAUCCAAAGCGUUAUCAAAUCUCUAGAAACGUGUACAUUUGACCAGCCAGAGAAACCGUAUAUUUACGCUUGCCACCACAUAUCUCGUGCUACUUGUGCUUACAUUGCUUUAACAUUGGAUCGUGAUUAUGAACAAGUAAGAUUAAAAUGUAACACAGGUUAGGUUAGAAUUUAAUUGCGGGUUCAAAAAACGUGAAUGAAUACGUGGUAAGAGGACGCUUGGAGAAGUCGAGAGAAGAGACAAAUGUAUAUAUUCGCCUUUGGCCUACAUAAAAAUUGUAGGUAAUAAGUGUAUCAAAUUGUAUCAUACGUAUUAGAAUUAAUAUUUAGAGCAUUACAUUUUAUAAGAUUGACCAUAGCGAUAAAGUUGUAAAUAAAUUAAAAUAAAUUGUAGGUAAGUACUACAACUACACUAUACGAGUAUAUUAAUCGAUAUUUUGUUGUUAAUGAUAUUAUUAGAUGACGAUGGACAUAAAAUCGGUAAACAGUUUAAAUCAAGUCGAAAAAGCUGCAAUUUAUGCAAUUAAAGCUAGAAUAUUUAUGAUGUAUGCGCCGAAGGGAAACAAUAUCGCUUUAAAAUUUGCUGAUCAAUCUCGCCACCAUCAAUCUACCGAAACUGAAUGGAUAAUCGUUUGGUUAAAAGCCAAAGGUAGACUUAGGCGUUGUUAUAAUAAAACUCAAAUGCCAGGAGAAGAUGAAAUUGAGGCAGCAGGAAUGUUAAGUUUAGCACAAUCCAAACCUUGGGUUUUGGUCCAAGCUUCUAAAGUUUAUAUGGAAAUAGCGUUUAUUCAUUCAACAAAUAACAACCAAGAGGAAUAUAAAAUAUACAAUACAAUUUCAUCGAAUCUUAUCGUGUAAGUAUAAUACGAGUUAACCUAAGUAUUAGACAGUUAAAUUACGUCCCAAUAGAAAAAAUACUACAAAUAAACUACAAAUUUGAUUACCAUAAUUUAACUAAAUUAUACAUAACUAUGAAAAAUUAAUUUAAUUUUAGUAUUAAGUUCUCGACCACUCAUUAAUACUAUUAAGAACAAAAAAAAAAACAAGCUAAGGUAAUAAUCAUAAUUGCCUAUUCUAAAAAUUAUGAUAGGUAAGUGGUAUCUAUGUUAAUCUUUGAUUUAGAUUGAUAUUUACAGACCCGGACAUUUUUUCGCUAAUCAUUUAACAGUAGUUUUAAACGUAGGAAGGGUUAACGGGAAGGGGAGUCAAAAUUUUUUUACAAAUAAAUAUAGUUGUUGAGAAUGAUGGUGCAAUAUAAAUUGGGCGGUCGAAUUUAGUUUUUGAGUUAUAACACUUUGAAAUCAGUAUACAUGUGUUAUGAUAUUACUCAAUAUCGCAUUUACCAUACAUUGGUUGUCGUAGUCUAGUUAGUACCUGUUAUCUAUCCAGAGGUGUCCUAAGUCAAAUCCGUGUCCCAAAAGUAUAUUUUUUUUCAAUAGAAAAAAUUGUCCUAGAUACCGCAUUAGAUAUUUUGACUAGUACACUAUACAAUAAUAACCAUUGAAAACGAUUUUCCUUGCAAAAUUCAUAUUUUUUACCCUGCGAUUUACCUGAGAUAGUAUUGCAUAUGGCGAUAUAACCAAAACAACAGUAAUGGAGAUAUAAUUAUGGAAUUGAUUAUUCUAAAUAAUACGGAACUCAAACAUAACGCUAAAGAUAAAGGGAAAUUUCACUCAGCGAGAUGCAAAAUAUACAUCGAACCUUUGUAACCUAACAAGGUAAUCGAUGAACAACAGCAUAACCGCGACUAGAACGGUACUGGGAAUUUUCCCACACAGGCAGUAUAGACCUGUAUUAAUUGCCUGUGGUCUCCAGAUUACAGUAGCUAGAUCUAUACCUAAACCACGAUGGCAUUUUAAAUUAGAGAAGUGGGACAAAUAUGCCAACGAAUUGAAUAGGAUAGUCAAAUGGAUAUCACCAAUUGCCUGAAAUUAUGAUCGAUUAAAGAAGAUAACAGCAAAGCAUAUACCAAGAGGCUACAGAAAACGUACAUUCCGGGGUGGGUAUGGCAUAUAAGAAACUAUUUGAAGAAUACGAAGAAACACAAGACAGUUGUAUCGCAGACAACUUGACUUAAAGUACAUACAAAAGUUUAUAAAUGUAAUUCCUUGCAAGGAAAUGGUUGAACUGUUAAACAACACGCUAGUUAACCGUAGGUUUAAGUGUUCGUAGACGGUAAAAAAAGUAGGUGGAGCUCAGUGAAUAAUGGAUUACCCCAGGGAUCAGUGUUAUUCGUUACCAUUUAUAUUCGUUUUAUCUAAAAAUAAGUUCUCUUGAAAUUUUGAGUACUUACUUCUGGUCUAUUGGAAAUCGCUAUUUGGCAUUAAAUUUUGACAAAUAUUUUUGACCCUCUCACCCCGUUAACUCUUCUUACGUUCAAAAUUACUAUUAAAUGACUGGUGACGAAAUGGUUUUACGACGAAACGGCCGUGGCGAAAUGUCCUAGACCCCAAUAUUCAAUAUUUAUAAAUUUUAUAGAAAAGCAAUUGAAGUGGCGAAAGAUGAUAUAAGACAAUUAUGUUUAUGCUUGAAGACAUACAUCGAUUAUCCAAAACAAUUUCAGUCUAAAAUAGUGGUAGAUACAUUAAUUGAGAAAUUAACCGGGAAAGAAUAUAAUCAAGUGUAUCCUAUUUUAGGAAAGUAUUAUUUAAAAUACAAAAAGGUAUGAUGGUUAAGUACCUACCAAUUUAUCAUAUUAUAAUAAUAAUAGUAUGUCGAACAUCUCUAUCACAUUAUGAAUAUUUUUGAUGCAUUUUUUUUUUUUUAUGAAUUUAGGAUUAUGAAAAAGCAAAAAUAUAUUUUUCUCGUGGAAUGGCUUCUGGUCAUUUUAGUAGUGCAUUGCAAUUAGUAAGAGUCGAGUGUUUAUUGGAACCUGUAAAUAAAUAUCCUCUUAUUGGAAUAUUAAUUAUGAUUUAUAAAGUUUUUCAACAUCCUCUAAGGAGGCUUUUAAUACUAUCUCAAAUAUUGAUAUAUUGUUAUUAUUAUGAAAAAAACCCUAAAGUAAUGAUGCGCUAUUUAAAUUUGUACAUGGAUCAAGAUAUAGAUGAUGCAUUUAAGAAGCAUUGUUUAACUGUAAGUUAUUAUGUAUAACCUUAAUAACGUUUAAUGAUUAUCGAUUCGGUCCUACUUGUCAGUACCAGUUUUAUAACAAGUAUUUUAAUAUUUAAAUAUUUUAUCAGUAACUAUUAAAAAAUUUAAAAUUUUUGGAUUCUGAGUGUUGAAAUUAUUCAUAUCACUAAGACGUGUUUAAUUUUUCGAAAAGCACUUUUUCGGUUCGUUUUCUAAAUUUUUUCAUAUCAUACAUAAAAUAUACAUACAUGCUUGCUUUAAAUUGUUUUCAUGUCAUUAUGUCGAUUUUUUGAUUAAUAGUACUUUAUUUAAAAAAAAUUUCGAAAUUUUCAAUACUUCUCCAACACAACAUGUAUAACCUUAUCAGUUUACAAAGCUCCGUUCAGAAUCGUUGUUUGAUUACAAUAAUUUAUCGUUCCUUUCAAGUCCAGAAUAAAAACUAUAUAAACUACCUUAUAUCCUAUAUCUUACCAACUAUCCGUCUACAACAGUGGCCACGAGGUUAAGGUAUAAGGAAAUCAUUUUUUUCAGAUUCUGAGCGAAACGAGUAAUAUGUAUUGGUUUUACAAUGAUAUUUAUUUGUUUUUGUCAAUCUGUAAACAACUUUUCUACCAGAUAUUUUGCUUAGAAAUAUCAAUUGUAGUAUUUUUUCUGAAAGGGAAUCUUAUCUGGGCAGUACUCCAAGAGGGUCGUAUUUUUAUUUUCCAAGCAGUUUUCGUAAUAAUUUGGAAAAAUCGGGGAAAAACGUAGGAAAACGGGAAAAUUUACAAUAUUGAAUGUAUUAUUUUAAAUUUUGUUUUUUUUUUUGUGAUUCAGUUAAAAAUAUUCGUAGAAACUUGAAAUUUGGACUAAAAAUUUAAUUUUUCAUUUAUAGGCAUGGUAAAUUUUUCAAAACAUUUUAACCAUUUUUGAGACAUUUUAAUAUUACGAGUUUUUUACUUAAUUUUUAUUUGGUAGGUACACUGUGGAUGAUUGUUGAUGAAUUGUUAGACCAAACAUGAAUGCUUGAAAUUUAAUAGGAGGUUCAUUAAUAGUUGCACUUUGUAGUUAAAAAAAAAAUGGAGUGUAAUGCAUUCAUCUUUUUUCAUAGUGGUAUUAGGAUCAAAAUAUUGAAGACAAUUGCAAGUAUUACGGCCUUUCAAAUCUUGUAUAAAUGAACUUUGCUCAGAAUCGCUUUUCGUUUGCAACGAUUAAUCAUUACGUACAGAUAUACAUUAAAUUCCUCUCUACCUUCCCAAUUUCUCACCUAUAACAGUGACCCACCUAUCGUGCGAAGUAUAUAUGUCCUUCUUUUUUAAUUUGAGUUUAUUCAAUAUCAACAUAAUAAAUUUGCUAUGUACUAAUCGUUCAAUUAUAAUGACAUUCAUUUAUUGUUAUUAUAUAAAAAGUUAUUAAUUAACGUAUUAGAAAAAAGAUAAAAUAAAUUAAUGUGAAGUAUGAUUAAUAAAUCAGGUUUAAAAUUUAAAAAUAAAAAUAUAAAAUAAAUUCGUAUAGAAAAACAAAUAAAAAAAGACGUCCUAGGAUAAUGGGGACGGGUGCAGUCACUGUUAUAGGUAAUUUAAUGUAUAGCUGUGAGCAACGGUAAACCAUUGCUUAUAAAAAAACGAUUCUGAGCGGAGUUCAAUUGAUAGUGAUGAUUUGUCAACAAUAUAUAUGCCAUAUUAUCGUAAAAUUAUUAAAUAGACUUUAUAUAUUUUCUUUUAUAAUAUUUUUUUAAUGUUGUAUAGAUUUUCCUGGUUUUUUACAUUUUUUGCGAAAACGAGAAAAUCGAAAAAUGAAUCUUUAAAGUACCUCCCCAGUCGAAUUUCUUUUUAGAAACAUUGUUGUCACUAAAAAUUGAAGCGAAAUUACUGGUAAAUAAAUUAUACACAGAAAAAAAAUCGUUAUAUUUUAGUAAUAUAUUUCGUACAUUUUCCCGUUUUUCCUGUUUUUUUUUCGGUUUUUCACAUUUGACGAGAAAACUCUUAAGAUAAUCGAAAAUUGACCUCCCUAAAGUUCAUUCCCUAUACCGAUUUCCUUUCAUAUAAAGUGUUAAAAAUCUGUGCGCAAAAAAGUAGCAAGCAGAUAAAAAAAAAAUAAUAAUAAUAAUUAAGGACGACAUACUUCACAUUGGGGUGCAGCCACUGUUGCAGAUUGGAAGAUGGGAGGGUAGGCUACAGACGGGAAUUUAAUGAAAAUCUGUAAGCAACGAUAAACCAUUGCUAACAAAAAACGAUUCUGAGCCGAGUUCAGUUGAUAAUGUUGCUUUGUCAACAAUAAAAUAUAUGGUAUUCUGUUAUAUUAUGCUAAAAUAAUUAAAAUAAUGUGUGUUUCCAGUACAACAAUGAUUGUUUGAAAAAUAUUAAAAUCUUAAUAAUAAUAAAAAAUAAUAAAUAUAAACAUUAAUGAGAAUUUCAAAAAAUGACCUCUUUAAAGUAUCACCUAGAAAAAAUCGACUUUCUUAAAAGGUGCUAUACUUGAUAAUCGGAGUAUCCUUUCUGGUAGAAAAAGUGUUUACAUAGAAAAAAUAAAUAAAAAAAUAAACAUUGUAAAACCAAUAUAUUGCUCGUUCCACUCAAAAUCUAAAAAAAAUAAAUAUCUUUGUAAAACUAAGUUUCUUCGCUCUACUCAGAAUCUAAAAUCAUCACGUAUUGACCGAUAUUGUUGCAAUAAAUAACUAAAAUAAUAUCAUUAAUUUGAUUAUGUAAAUGUUUCAUAAUCAUAAUAUUUUUAUUUCAGUUCGCUAUACCGUUAUUUAAACUAAACGGAUUAUUCAUUAAAAACCAAUUUUUAUAUUAUCUAAGCAUUAAAGUAAAAAAUAUAACAAUGCUAUAUGAAUGGAGUCUAGAAGAAAAAGAAAUAGUUUAUGGUGUAUAUUAUCGGUUCAAUAAAAUGUCGAAACAAAAAAUAAAAAUGGAGAACGAGCAAUACAGUCAGUCACCGUACGAGUAAUGUUUUUGGUGUUUGUACCGACUGUAACACUAAUUUUGAUAGCUGGUUGAAGAGGAUUCCUAGUCAAAAGUUUUGUCGGAUAUUUAUUUUAUGUAUGAAACUUUGCACAAUAAUAAACUUGAAUUGAAUACGUAUAAUAUAGUACAUACAUCAUCGUAUUAUAGUAGAAUAAAAAUCAAAAGUAAAAAUAAAAUAGAGGUAGAAUUGUAUGGUGUGGAGGAUGAGAGAUGAAUAGUCAAAUAUAAUAGAUACCUAGGUGUAUAUGGUGUGAAAUGAUAUUAUUACUGCGUAAUAUUUACAAUACGGAUACAUGGCGGUUUGUUCAUCGAUGAAUAUGUGUAUAUACCGUUCUGUGUGUGUGUGUGUUUAUUAUACGGCUAUCAUCGCGACAUAUACCUACUAAUGUAUAGAUGUAUUAUAUUUAAUAUUGACCGGCAGCUAUCUACCGCACGAGAUUAUUUUUAUUAAUUUAUUUGCAUCUACCUAAUUUUUUUACUCAAUGUUCUACUACGAGACAUGGAAAUAAUCACUUACCCCGGCAUACUGCUUGAAAUUCGCAAGAAGUUCGUUGUUCAAAAUUUAAGGAGCAUGUAUAAGGAUGUGUAGGUUUCGAUGAGUUGUUACAAUAAACACAAGUCAAUUUCCUAACUGUUUUUUCACCAAGUCCACUAGACCAAUAAAUAUUUAUAUAGCUAUACUCGGAUGUCGGGUCACUAAUAAGUGACAACUUACGGGAGAAUCGUCUGUUUAAUGUUACGAAUCGCUAACCAACGUAUCGUUGUGAUUAAAUUUGGUGAGAACGCAAAUGUACAGACAACUGUUUGUCCUGACUGACGACCAGGAACUGCGCUAUGUUAAGAUCGUGCCCGAGUCAGUCAAAUGCAAUGUAUUGUGUGUAAAAGGGGAUGAAGAAAAAAUAAAUGAAUACGUUUACGUGUGUAAUAGAGAAUAAGGUGACAAUAAGUACCAGCUUUAAGGAAAUAUGGAUUAACCAAAUAUAGCAGCCCGCCUAUGGUAUCUGCAACUGCUGUAUAGGUUUGGAAAAAUAUAAUUGGUAAAGAUUUUAGGUGAGUAAAAAAGAGUGCUUCCGCUGGGCGAACUAAGAGAAGUGAAAAUUCGUUGGAAAAGAUUUAUGUGUCUCACGUCUUAUGCAAUACGCGGUCCCUACUCUGGCAGCUUCCAUAUGAUCACUGCAGUGGCUACGGGGGGGGGAGGUACCUGUAUGUGAACAAUGCGUGUAAUUAGUCGUGUAAUAAUUAUAUUGCGUAUUUAUGUGGCAACGUUGAUAUUUUGGCGAUGAAACUGGUAAUGUACUUACUACGUCACUUUGCUAGUUUAUAUUAUAAAUAUUAAUGUAUUACAGUAUACUUGGGAAGGCGGGCUCAUAAUCGACUGAACUCGUUCAAAUACAAGGACAAAGAAUCAAGGAGAAAAUCACGCUGCAAAAACCACAUUCGGAAAAUAUCCCCCCUUCCUUCCACAAAAAACAAGUAGAGAGGAUGAAACCUGUUACAAUUAUCGUGAAAAAUACUUCAGAUAUCAUAUAAUUACAUUCUUUGACAGUAGUUAUAUAUUAGUUAAUGGAACAAAAUCGAUCUAUUCUUAUUUUUAAAUUGGAAUGAGAUUUCUGGUAGUAAACAUCGUUUGCUAAAAUGAAAAUUAUUAAAUCGGGAUGCCAAGUUGCUAAGAAUAUUAAUCAUUUUAAAUUGUUUGUUUUUUCCCAAUUAUUAUGAAAACUAAUUUGAAUAUCAAAAAACAACUUCCUUUGCCAGUGGUAGUAGGAAGUUAUGAUACAUAAAGUUAUUUAAUUUAUGUCUGUAAGCACCGGUGCUAACCUAUAAAAUUAUGUAAUUUUAAAAUUAAAAAAAAGCUGCCCUAGGAUAAUGAGGACGUGUCCAGUCACUGUUAUAGGUAAUUAAAUGUAUUUAAACGAUCCUGAGUGGAGUUCAGUUGAUAGUGAUGCUUUAUCAACAAUAUAUAUGUUAUAUUAUGGUAAAAUGUUAAAGCCAGAAAAAUAAAGUUUUAAAUAUUAAAAUUAGCCUUUUGUUAUUUGGAGAAUGUGGAAUGUACAUAUUUUAAUACAUACAUUUAAACCAUAAGUAUUAAUUAUUAUCUUAAAAUUUUCAGUAUCUAGUUAUAUUUUUGUUUCAUUGUACCUUUUCCGUACUAUACGUUUUGAUUGUAACGAAUAUUUAAAAUGUAUAUUGUUCACUUUCAUAAAGCUUUUUGUAUUAAAAAUAAGAAUCAAAUACUUUAGAUUUGUUAAUAAAUAAUUCGCACAUGUUAUUAUUACCAAUAAUAAUUAUUUCUAAACUUGAAACUUAGAAAUGUUGACCACAGAUUUAAGUUUCAAAUACAUCAUUAAGAAGUGCUUAUAAAAUUAUUAAUUAAUUUAAUUUGUUAAUUUAUAAAUGGUUUGUAACACUAUUGUGUAAGUGUGCUUGAUUUUUCGUAAAAAAAAAAAAAAAAAAAAAACAACUACUAGGUAAUUUCCCUGAAAUGGACGUAAGUUUUUCAUUUUCUACGGGUCUUAAAAUGUUAAAAUUUGGCCCUGACCUUCACUCUGAAUCCACUACUGACUGAUAAUUAAUGAAUUUCAAAGAUACACGUUUGAAAUUCAUUUAACGGGCGAGUUUAAAAGUUGUUUUGAACGUUUUUAAUUUUUUUAUUUAAAUUUUAAAUUCUAAUGAAAAAAUACUAGCUUCCUGGUAUAAUUCUAUUCGGGUGUGUUUAAUUUGAAGAAAGAAAUGAGGAAUUUUAAUGAAUUUUAAACGUAAAUAUCUUUGAAGUUCAUUAUCGAUCCUACCAGUUUAAAGUCUGGUAAAGUGUGAAGAAAAAUAAGUUUACUGGGUAGUUUGUUUAAUCCUCUAGUCCUCAGUUUUUUUUUUUUUUUUGUCCGGUCGAGAAUUUAGCAAUGGGAUUUUGUACAGACACCACUGAUAAGUGUGUUAUAUGUUACGUAAUUUUUGGUUAUUUGAGAGUUGUUUUUAUUACUUGAGAUAUUUCGAUCAGUAAUCAUAUUUUUUUAUACCAUAUUGUUAACUGUAAAAUUUAUUAUAGUAGUGUAUCUACUAUAUUAUACAGUAUUUUUACUAGGUUAUAAGUUCUAGUGUAACACUAUAGAAAACACUGUUUAUAUAUUUUUAUUUUUAAAUAUAUAUUUCGUAUUUAUUUUGACAAUAAUAUUUGCAUCUUGUUUAUCAUACAAAAUAUCAACAGGUUUAUAGGUGUAUCUUGAAAAAAAUUUAACAAUUUUUGAAAAUUUUAUAUUCAAAGAAGUUUGUUUAAGUCGUAUUAACUUGAACAUAAACAGAAAUGGAAAUAAUAAUGGAAAAUCGAUAUUAUUAACAUUUAUAUUUGGAUAUUAAUGUUUAAUCUCGAUCAACAAUUAUAUUUUAUAAUUUGUUCAAUGAAAUAAUAUUAAAUCACUCAGGUAUAAAUGCGAGCUAAUCAAAUUCGUUUACUGUUUUAGCGUUGUUUGUUUACUAUUUUUUUUUUUUUAACGGUUGUCUAUUUUGUUGAACUAUUUUUUGACUGUUCUUUUUUUUCUUUUACUGGUUCUUUAACGGCAUUCUUUUUUUUUGAACUCUUUGUUGAUUGUACUGGUUUUUCACCGUCUUAUAUGAUUCUUCAUUAUCUGGUUCUGCUUCUGUUUCUUUAGCUUGAAGUUUUUUUUUAGAAUUCUUUGAUGGUGGUACUUGUUCUUGUUCUUCUUCUUCUUCUUCUUCUUCUUCUUCUUCUUCUUCUUCUUCUUCGUCUUCGUCUUCAUCUGGUUCUACCGCUGGUUUUUUAACUGCACGUUUUUUCUGUAAGCGCUUUGAUGGUAAUUCUGGUUUUAGUUUUUCUUCUUCUGAUGGUUCUUCUUCAUUAUCUGAUUUUUCUUCUAAUUUAUUUUUAUUGCUACUAUUAUCAUUCUCUGAAACUCCUAAAAGUGGCAGUAUAGUGUUUGAUGCUUUACGUACUAUUUUCUUCGGAACACCCACAACACCAUGUGUUAUGGCAACAGUGUCGCUUGCGAUAGAGACCGGUGUAUUAACAACGGUUCCUCCUACUCGAAUUAUAUUCUUAGUUAAGUCUGCCGUAUGAUCCACUGUAUCGAAUACUUGAUUUGUAGCCACAUUACCGACUUCUUUAAAUUUUCUCAUUGAUUGUUUUGUUCUCUUCGUUGCAUUAUUUCCCAAACUUUUACCCAUGUCUAAAGUGUCCUUACCUAAUGAAUGCACAUUUUUUGCAUGCCCUUUAACAUGUUCUCCUAUAUUUAAUAUCGAUUGACUGCCAACUGACAAUAAUCCAGCAGCGUUGUUUAAAAGACCAACUUUAAGUUUCUUAGAUUCUUUUCUAGUGGUCUUUUUUAGAUUUCUCUUUGCACCGUUAACCGUUUUCGGUGUCCGUUUCUCUCUUGGCUUUUCUUCAUAAUCUUCAUCUUCUGAACUACUUAUAGUUUUUUCAUUUAGUUCGUUUUCACUAGAACUUGUUACAUCUGUUUCAUCGUCAAUAGGGGUUUUUUUAAAAGUUUUAUUAGAUUUCAAUGCUUUUAGUGUCGUUGUUUUGUCUUUAGACGGUUUCUUUCUACUUUCCU
Cinara cedri is the source of this 15216-nucleotide messenger RNA. The record is from the annotation of a GenBank genome assembly. NCBI's taxonomy places the organism in Eukaryota, Metazoa, Arthropoda, Insecta, Hemiptera, Aphididae.